GCGCCGCGCUCGCCUCCUCCCUUCCGCUUCCGGUGUCCCCCACAGCCAUGGCCGCUGCCGCUGCUGCUGCCGCCGCGGGCGCCGGGGAACCCCUGUCCCCGGACGAGCUGCUGCCGAAGGGCGACGCGGAGAAGACCGAGGAGGAGCUGGAGGAGGACGACGACGACGAGCUGGAUGAGACCCUGUCAUCCUUCUAGGGCCUAACACAGGGCUCUCCGGGGCCAUGCCAGGGGCUCUACCCUCACUGCCUGGAAAGAUCUAGAUCGUCACUGCUGUCUGAGCUGUCUGGAUGGGAGGCGUUUGCAAUUCCAGUGUUUGAACUGCUGGGUUUUUAUUUUUUCAACUCUGGCACAUUGCUCUAAGCCUGGUGGAGAGAAUCCCCCUCGGGGUCUCCUGAGACUCCCACCGUGCAGCGUGCUCAGCUGUGCUCUGUCCUCACUGACAGCGCCGCCCACCCCGCCCCUCACUAAGCCGCUCCCAGCUGGAGGCUGCCCUGGCCACCGCGGGCUGGACGGACCCCGGGCACUGGUGACUCUUGCUGUUGGUAGAGAACGGAGAUGCCAGGGAGGGCCGUGUCCGCAGCGUGCGGCUGACGACGCGUUCCAGCUGCGAAGCGGCCGCCGUGAACCCCGUGUGGGGAGAAGAGGGGCCUGCGGACAGAGCGGAGCUCAGCUCCUCCGCGCGUCCUGCCGUUAGAUUUGUGUGUGUCAGGCAGUGCUCACUUUUUGUAUUUAAAUAUUAAAAAUGAUUCCAGCCCAGA
Molecule: messenger RNA, 760 nt
Organism: Oryctolagus cuniculus (rabbit)
Lineage: Eukaryota; Metazoa; Chordata; Mammalia; Lagomorpha; Leporidae
Source: RefSeq, a predicted model, not a curated record